Messenger RNA from Hydra vulgaris (swiftwater hydra), 1141 nucleotides. Its product is annotated as calcium and integrin-binding protein 1. NCBI's taxonomy places the organism in Eukaryota, Metazoa, Cnidaria, Hydrozoa, Anthoathecata, Hydridae. Gene Ontology annotation, molecular function: calcium ion binding; magnesium ion binding. The record is from RefSeq and is a predicted model, not a curated record.
GUGUAAUUUAAGAUAUUAAAUGAAAUAAUGGGUGCAGGUCAAUCAGCAUUUACUGAAGAAGAAUUAAAAGAAUAUCAAGAAUUAACUUAUCUAACACAGAAAGAAAUUUUGCAUUGUCAUAAACGUUUUAAAGAGUUAGAUGUUUUAGCUGUUACAAAGGAUAAAAAUGCACGAUUGUCUAAAAGAGCUAUACUUAACCUUCCAGAGUUGAAAGUCAAUCCUUUUCAAGAUCGUAUAUGCCGAGUUUUUUCCUCUACUCCAGAGACUGGUGAUAUGACAUUUGAUGAUUUUCUUGAUAUGAUGUCUGUUUUUUCAGAGAAUGCUCCAAAAAGUGUGAAAGUUGAGUAUGCUUUUCGAAUAUAUGACUUUAAUGAAGAUGAUUUUUUAUGUCGGAGUGAUGUUUGUCAGAUUAUAAGUAAACUUUGUGGCGAACAAAAAUUAACUGAAGAUAACAUAAAUGCUAUUGUAAAAAAAAUUAUGGCUGAAGCAGACUUAGACGAUGAUAAUCGGUUGUCAUUUGCAGAAUUUGAACACGUUAUUUCAAAAGCUCCAGAUUUUGUAAAUUCUUUUCGCAUACGUUUUUGAUAUACGUUUUUGAUAUACGUUUUUGAUAUACGUUUUUGAACUAGUUUUUUACAAAUUAACUUCAACAGGUGUUCUCGGUUGUAUAAAACUAUUGUUUAAAUGCUUCUUUUUUUUUCAGCACAUAAAUUAAUUAUUUCAAACUAUUUAUACUUUGAAAAUUUUGAGGGUCUUUAAAAAAGUUAUUGUAAAUAGAUUUAUAAAUUUAUAAAAAAAGGUUGGAUUUUUUUUUAAACCAUAAAGUUUAUAUAUAUAUCUGUAAAAAAUAUAAAUUUAUACCAAUUUAUUAGAACAUAAUCGGAAAUUGAAUUCAAAAUUAUACAAUUGAUUUUAAGUUUAAGAAAAGAAAUUUUAUAAGUUUUUGAACUCCAGUGGCUUUUUUAUUUUAAAGAACAUAUUUAGGAGUUCAAUACAUAUAUUUUAGAAAGUGGUUGUUUUUACGACCACCCUGGUAAAUUAGAUUUUUAGCUUACUCGCUGUGUGCUUCUAUUGUUCACUAACAACCUAUAUGAUAUAUUAUUUCUGAACUUAAAACUAUUUACCAUCCCAAAUAAUUAAU